AUGGACAUUGCAGACGACGCCGCUUGCCGAAAGAGGAAAGUCAAGUGGCAGAGCUUGGAGGAUGGAGAUUACAUCGUAGGCGUAUCGGGCUACAGUUCCAACGCCAUUCAAGACAAAUACUACUUGGCGCACACUGUGACGCUGAGAACUCGCCGGGGCAAAGUAAUGUCCUUUGCGGGCAAAAGAAGGCAGAAGAAAGGCAAGCCCUUUGCAGAGAUGAAGGCUGAUUACACCUACGAAAUCUGCAGGCUGAUCUUUUCGGAGGGAAGUGUCAUUGGAGCUUUGCAGAGGCCACUCUUCGGCAAUCCCGUUCAGUUUGAGGUCACUGAGAACUGCGACUUGGGAUUCCGCUGCCCUACCGUGCCUAAGCAGGAUGGCAUAGAGCUCGCUCUGGGUGGGUGGGCGCAGCAGCAUGGCUUGCGCUGGAGCGACAGGAUUGUCCGUGUGAAUGGCGCCCUUACCCGCGAAAUGGAGUCCGCAGAGGAGCUUGAGACGGCCUUGCAGGCAAGGCCUCUAAGGAUGACGUUUGUUCAGUACAUUCCGCGCCGAGCGACUAAAGUUGAAGAACUUCUGCAAGUGAAGCUGGCCAAGGGAUCCGCAGCCCUCGAUGCCUGCAACCGUGCGAUGAUGCAGGAGGGCCAAGCUACUCCACCCAGCACCAAGACCCAGUGCCAGGCAGAUUCCAAUAAGUCAAAGUGGAAUCGUCGCUUGAAGAAAAGCCGACUGCCCAACAUGCAUGAGCUGCUUACGCAACCGAACUCGUACCACCAGCCCGCUUCAACUCCAGUCACGGCUCUUGCGCAGACAGUGCGACUGCCCGUGCCUCCAUUUGAUGAUGCAGCGUGCGGCGGCCCUUCCGAAUGGAAUCUUGCUGACACAGCGUCGGCCGCGUCCCCUGAGAGAGUCCUCACUUGGGGAGCGGCUGCAAGGCAUCAGCUUUCACAGCCGCAUUGUCCUGCAGCAUCCAUCUCGGAUGUCGACGGCUUCUUGAACAGCUUCUUCGAGACGCGCCCAGGCCCCUACGGCAGGUCACUAAGGGAUCUUCUGGGUGAGCCGGAACAGAAGGCCAAUGGAUGGUACAAAGUCCCAUGGAAGCCCUUCGAGAAAUUUCAGCUGCGCGAGGGCGACUGGCAACGCGGCUGGCAUGGCUGCAAGUUGGAGGCUCUCUACUCUAUCGUGUACCACGGCGAGUUGUUCCCCAGCAAGGACGAAUCCAAAGGUGACCGGAUACUUGCAGGAUGUCCGGGAGUUUACUUGCACCGGGACAGCCUUCAGCACAAGGUGGAGAACUACAUGCGCUGGAUCCCGAUGUGCGGGGACGGCCUCUUCUGGGCUGCAAAGUGGGAGGUCUUUUAUGACUCCUGGGGCAGCGUCAAGCGCGGCAAGAGGACCGACCAGAUCAUCCAGAGUGCUGACUCAGUGGAGCUGAAGGCACUGUGGCUUUCAGUGCAGUGUGCAGCUACCAUGGCAGAGGGGACCCCGAUCCAGGCCCUUUGGCGCCCCAGGCGGGAAGCAAAUCCAACCCUCACCAAGGCCCAGCGCCGUACCCACGGUGCCAUGCUGGACUGGGAGCCCCAAGAAGAGGUCUUGGCCCUUUGCGAUGUGCCAGUGCCAGUGAAGGAGCCACAGGAGGUCCCGCAGGACAUCAGUCAUUGGCCCUCUUUGGGUGAAGCCAAUGACAUCGACAGAAGCAUAGCCACCGCCAAGCGGCUAGGCAGCAUCACCCGAAAGCAGUCGCCUUGCGCCCGACGAACGGCUUCCAGUUCACCAUCUUCCACACCUCCGUCGGCGGCCAUGCCUGAUCCCAUUUGCGAGGAAGCUGUCCCGGUGCCACGGAGGUGGGACAAGACGCGCAUCGUGUCACAGGCGUGA
Molecule: messenger RNA, 1872 nt
Organism: Symbiodinium natans
Lineage: Eukaryota; Dinophyceae; Suessiales; Symbiodiniaceae
Source: the annotation of a GenBank genome assembly